GACAGCUGAGGAGAGGGGAGGCAGGAGAGCGAUGGGUUAAUAUGCUCUGGCUGAUUGACAGGUUGGAAACGUUGGGAUAUUAACACUACUCUAGUGGAAGAGAGAGGAGCACAGUGGGAGUGGGAGGGAGAGGUUUGAAAUACCUUGUAUCUGGUUCACGCGUACUUGCCAGCAUAACAGACGAGAGACAGAGAGAGAGAGUUGGCAUAAGGGCAGGAAAAGAGAGGGAGAGAGUUCAGUGUGGGCUACGUCUCAUGGGGAGAAGCACAUAGUCAAUACCCAGGUCUCCUGUAAACAUCUGUGAGCCUCCGCUAUAAAGCUGCUGUGCUACUGCAUGGAACCACAGAGCAAAGAGACAAAUAUCAUCUGCACUUCCAGUUGAAUUAAAAGUUUAGCAGAGGACAUACAUUAACUGUCCAGUACAGAGGAGCAGCUACAACAGUAGCUUGCAGGAUAUUUAUUUCUAUAGAUGCAAAAAAAGGCUGAGACAAACUGAACAGAGAUCAACGAACCGAACAGAAAAUGGCAACUACAGCAGCUCAGGAGCUCGAUGAGCUAUGUUAUCUGUCGGCACAGUCCCUGCCAAGCCUGAAGGUAUCUGAGCACUUCCAGGUGGUGAAGCUCCUGGGAGAGGGCUCCUAUGGAAAGGUCAUGCUGGCUGCACACAGGAAGAGAGGGACCCCAAUGGCUCUGAAAUUCUUCCCUCGACAGUCCACCUCCCUCACCUCUUUCCUGCGUGAAUACAACCUUUCUCUUUCCUACUGCACCCAUCCUUCUCUGACACGGGCGCUUGGCAUCUUCUUUUCUACACCCACCUACUACGUGUUUGCCCAGCAAGCUGGUCUAUAUGGUGACCUCUACAGUGUAAUAGUGUCAGAGGUUGGAAUAAAUGAAGAGUGCACCCAAAGGGUGAUGGCCCAGCUGAGUGGAGCUGUUACACACCUGCACUCCCUGGGCUUCGUCCACCGUGACAUCAAACCUGAGAACAUCUUUUUGUGUGACAGUUCCUGCCGCUGGGUUAAACUGGGUGACUUUGGGCUCGCCCGGGCCAUCGGCAGCACAGUACGUGCAGUCUGGUACGAGUCUCCCUUUUGCACCCCUGAGGUGGAGCCUGCCAAGGAGGGUGAGAAGGAAUGGAAGAGCAGGGAGAGUGAGGGGACUCAGGAGGAGAUGGAGGACAUUUGGAUAACAGUGGAGCCCUGCAUUGACAGCUGGGCUCUUGGUGUACUCACCUACUGCCUUUUAACAGGUUGUUUCCCCUGGGAGGAAAGCACUCAUGAUGACCGUGGCUACCGAAGAUACAAGCAGUGGUUUGACCGGGAGGCUGAAAAGGAAAAGAUCAGGGAGGACAAAUGGAGCAGUGGGGAGAAAACAGACAGCUACACAAUCAUGGAGGAAAACCAAAGAGACAACCCUCCUCCAUCACAGUUUCAGGGCCUCAGCUCACUGGUGAUGACUCUUUUUCGGGAGCUGCUCAACCCUCAGCCCAAACUGCGUGGAAGCCCCGAGGAGAUCUUGAGUUACCUGGGAGGAGCAUGGCUGAUGGAGACGGAGAAAGAGGAGCGGAGGAAAGCAGAGGAAGCCGAGAAGGAGGCCAGAAAAAUAAGAGAGGCAGGAGGUGUUGAAGAAGAGCUGGUACGGGAGGGAAGAGGGGAGAGAUAAACUUUGUCUUUGUUCAUAUGCAUAUUUUUAGGUAGAAUUAUAAUGAAUGUUUGAGAUGAUAAAUUAUGAGAUGCAACAGAUUUUUGUGUAUAAAAUAUAGACUUUACUGCACAUGUAAAUAUUUUGUAUACAACGAUUAUAGUAAAAUGGCGACUUCCAUUGAUGUAUAAAUUUCCGUGUCUGAGUGUAUGUGUUUUAAUGGUGUUUAAAUAA
Sphaeramia orbicularis (orbiculate cardinalfish) is the source of this 1875-nucleotide messenger RNA. RefSeq names its product SH3 domain binding kinase family, member 3 (gene sbk3). Gene Ontology annotation, molecular function: protein serine/threonine kinase activity; ATP binding. The coding region runs from base 523 to 1662 and encodes 379 amino acids. Gene Ontology annotation, biological process: protein phosphorylation. Lineage: Eukaryota; Metazoa; Chordata; Actinopteri; Kurtiformes; Apogonidae. The transcript is spliced from 4 exons. The record is from RefSeq and is a predicted model, not a curated record.